Messenger RNA from Oryzias melastigma (Indian medaka), 3481 nucleotides. RefSeq lists its product as uncharacterized. Gene Ontology annotation, cellular component: cytoplasm; membrane. Lineage: Eukaryota; Metazoa; Chordata; Actinopteri; Beloniformes; Adrianichthyidae. The coding region runs from base 677 to 1969 and encodes 430 amino acids. The record is from RefSeq and is a predicted model, not a curated record. The transcript is spliced from 12 exons. Gene Ontology annotation, molecular function: PDZ domain binding.
ACCACAAAGAUUACACAGCAACUGAAAAAAACAAUCCCAUUUUGCAUAAACAAUUACCCUUUUGUUUGACCUUUCAAUGUAAAGUUUGCUCUUCCGUAUAGACUUCAAUUUUCUUUUCUAGUAACUUGUCAUGAUCUAAAAAAUGCAGUGUUGAUUUAUUUCUACCUUGAUCUGGCACAUGAGUUUAUUAUUAACAUGACUGAAUCAGAAAUUUAAUGUAAAAAAAAACAAUAAAAAUUGUUUUAUCAUUGUUAAAAGAAGUCAAAACGAUGCAGCAGAUGAAACCACUUCAAAACGUCUGUACUUAAGUUAAACUUUGAGGCAGUGAGCAAAGAGGAUAAGGAGGAGGAGGAGGAGGGCCCCUGCCGGGCUCAAGGGACCCAUAGAUCACAUCACAUCCGGGGCUGGUUUAUUCUAAUAACGAAACGUCGAACCCGGAAAGACGACAAGUUUAAUGUAAUCCGAUCACGCAAACAAACAGACGCGAGGUUUUAGUGCAUACUUGUUUUAUUUUAUUUUUGAGUCUACAUUUCCGAAUGCUGCGUGUGAACGUUUUUCCUGGAGUUUGCUCGCCAUGAUCCCGCGCGCCAGGCUCGGCUGCGUCUGCUCUUAGCGCCGCUGCGGCUGCGGGGCGCUGGCUGUGGCGCACACAGCGGUGAUAUGCGAGAGCGGCAGCAUGCCGUACGUUGACCGGCUGAACCGUGUGUGCGGCUUCCUGGACGUGGAGGAGAAGGAGAGCAGCUGCCGCUUCCAGAGGCGAUACUUCAUCCUAGACACCAAGGGAAAUGCUCUGCUCUGGUAUAUGGACAACCCCCAGAACUUGCCCAGUGGAGCCAGCUCUGUUGGAAGCCUGAAAUUAACCUACAUCACCAAGGUGAGUGAAGUUACAGCAAAGCAAAAGCCAAAGACAGAGUUCUGCUUCGUCAUUAACGCAGUUUCACGGCAGUACUUCCUCCAAGCCAAUGAUGUGACUGACAUGAAGGACUGGGUGGCUGCUCUAAACAAAGCCAGUAAAAUAACUGUUCCUAAGUCUGGCCCCCCACCAGUGAGACCUGAUGUGACCCCUGAGAUCAACGAGACUCACAGAGGGAAGAGGCAGGCCUAUAAGACUGAGAUCAUCGGCGGUGUGGUGGUCCACACUCCCAUUCAGAAUGAGGCUGAAGAAACAAAUGGGAAGGAGAGGAAGGGGAACAGGCCUGGUGUGCUGAGAUGUGGUUACUGUGUUAAACAAGGAAAUGUGAGGAAGAGCUGGAAGAGGCGAUAUUUCACGCUGGAUGAUAACGCAGUCUGUUACUACAAGUCUGAGAAUGACAAGGAGCCCCUCCGAGCCGUUCCGCUCAGAGAAAUUCAAAAGGUCCACGAAUGUCUGGUCAAAUCAGGGGACCUCCUGCUCAGAGACAAUCUUUUUGAGAUCAUCACCAGCUCUAGAACCUUCUACAUCCAGGCCGACUCCCCAGAGGAAAUGCACGGCUGGAUCAGGGAUAUUGACUCAAAGAUCCAGGAGUUUAGAGGCCCGUCAAGAACGGUAAGCUCCCAGUUCAAACGAUCCUCUUCGCUCUAUCGGUGCCCCAACGCGUCCUCUGCAUCUCGCCGCCAACCGAACGAUGACCGGAGACCUCAGCUGGUCAAGUCCUGCUCCGUGGCCCCGGGCUGGCAGCCUUGGACUCCCGUCCCACCGGGCGAACCCUCCGUAAUGGACACAGAGGAGGACGAGGUCUCGUUUAGCUCCUUGCCCACCCUGAUUUCCCCCUCCUCCUCCUCUUCCUCCACCUCCUCCUCCUCCAACUCCCUCUCCGCCCCCAACCCCUGCCUCAGCACGUCUCCAGUCCCGUCCGGCAGCGGCUUGGGGAUCCUCACUGCAUCAGCGGACGCAGCCAGCGGACGCAGGCGGCACCGCUCGCAGCCACAGCCCCCCCGCAGCUUCCCCUUCAGCCUCGACGACGACACCAUCCGCACCACAGACGUGUAGCUCCCAGAGCUCUGACCGAACUCCCACGUGGAUCCAAGUAUUGGUACUUGUUGGGUAAAAAUGAAUGUGACUUGUAACGAUAGUAUUCUCUGCUAAUGAAGAGACACUGUGUCUGACUCAUCACUGAGGUGGGAUAGUGGAGCCCCCUGCUGGUGUUGAAACUGUGUCACAGAUGAAGGACGCACCAACGAGGUGGGGAGGGCAGUGAGGGGGGGCACAGUGUUGUUCAGUGGACUGUGAAAAGGUAGACUGGAGUGUUUUAGUGCGAGCUCCACAGAAAACUUGAAAAAUGUUUUUUGGCAAACUUUGAAUUGACGGCACAUGCUUUCAGCCUUUGCACUUGCCUCUCAUUGGAUUUGUGGGUCACCCCUGUUACAGAGUAUUCUCAAAGAGUGUUUAAAGGCAUUGGAAUACUUUUAUAUGCAUAUUUCUUAUUUUUGUACUCAAACUUCUCUUCACAAAAGUUCAAUAUUAUGGACGCUUUCAUUUCUACACUGCUCCUACAAGUGUUUUUUUUAAAUUUUAUUUUAAUAAAGAAAAACCACACAUUGUUGUCAUAACCACAACAGUUUUGCUUUUAACUUUUUGAACUUUCAAAUUGAAGAUGAGUUGUUCUCCUGGGGUGGCAGCUUAGUACCUUCCUGCAGUGUUUCAAUGGUACUUGUGCUGGUGUCAAAUAGCAGCAGCAGCUGUGUGCGUUUGUUGGUUGAAAGCUUUAUAAAUGUGAUUGUGUUAUUGCACCUCAGAGUGGGACGAUUUGCCACUACUUUUAGUAAUUUAACUGUAAUUCUGCACUUUGUAUAUUUACCCAUGUUUUGUAUUAUUUCUUUAACGGUAGACGAUGGGCUGAUGCACACCCAAAGCGCAUGCAUUUUUUUGCUUGUAUUUUAAAAAAAGAAAAAGUGCAGCAAAGUACCUUCAGAUAAUGCAUAUGAGCUCAUUUUGAAGUAAAAAAUAGAGAGGAGGCAAUCUGGUUUCCUAUCAGCGUCUGUCAUUUCACCGUGGGUAGUGUGAAUGUCACAGCCAUUAGAAAUAGCCAUGUGCAGGAGUGUCAAUGUUUCAAAAACUGCUUUAUACACCUAUUUUUUACGUUUUUAAAAGAGUAGUGGACUGUAAAAUCUUAAAGGUUUUAAAAACAGUCUUGCUUUUUUAACAGUUGCCUCCUGACUAUCUACAUUCUCACCUCUGCAGCUUUUUUGUUUCUUUUUUUAACACUCUUUGCUAUGAACUUUGAGUUACUGCUUCUUAUUUUUGUUCCUGCUUUGUUUUGUUUUAAAGCCAAAAAACAGAGACCACUGAAUGGAAAAAUAAAUAAAUGACUUGCAUAGAAAAUCCCCACAAUAACUUUUGCUGUCAUAUUUUUUUUUUUUAAACAUGAUGCAAACUGUACUAUUGUUUUCAAAUAAAGUAGAAGAUCUGGUCUCAUUCAUGGUUUAAAAAAAGGUUGGAAUAUAAGCUUUGUGCAUAAAUAACAGUGACUGAGUUUAAAUAAAAAGACCCAUCUGUUCAAAA